GUGUAUUGGCAGAUGGUGCAACAGAAAGGUAAGCUGCCUGCAGAAGCAACGGAGAAGCACGUGGAGAAUCUCAUUGUGUGUGCCUCCUGCAUGCAGCAAAUGGAGUUGAUUCCAAGCACAACUCUGUCUGGCCUGCAGGCAAGAUCUUCGACAAGGUGCGAGUGCUCACAGAAUCAGGAGGAAAGGCAGCGCGUGUCCGCCUCAUUUCACGUUCCGUCGCUUGCAGGUGCCUCAGCGGACAAAGGAGCAGCUGUGCGUUGUCCUGAAGAACGUACCAUACUCAUGGUGACAAGCAGAAAGACGCUGCACACGCGCCAAGUGUUUUCAAUGCUGCUGCUGCUCACUUCUCGAUCAGGACCAAGGCUCAGCUGCAACAACACAUCCAGCACCAGUGCUCGGCCUUCAUCAGCGCCAACCCUGCAGCUGCCGCAGGGUGCAAGGCACCUGUCAUCGCGCACAUCGAAAUGAAGCCCUUGGUGCCAGUCGCCACCGUGUGCUGCAACGACCGCGAGAACCGGCAGAUCUUCGACCGCAUGCGCACCAUCACAACCGACGGCAACAAGCCCGACAUGCUAGUGCAGGAGUUCCUCAGUGACGCGGAGCGCAAGGCCCUCAAUCAGGCCGCCCUGCAGCCGACGUCUGCCACGCCCUCGUCGAGUGUGGCCUUUCCUCCGUCGCAGAGCGUGGCAUCUGAUGCGGUGAGCUGGCCGCCCGGGACGACGUUCAACCAGGUAUACGGCACGCACGGUAAAUGGCUGACAAGAAAGAUGGUUGACGGUUGAUUUGGGCGGUAAUUGUACGUAUGCUUUGUAGGUUCCUGCUCAAAUCCGACAGCGACUGGCGGUCUUCCUUGACAGAGUUCCUAACUAUUGGUACGCUGUGUUCCUGUAUCCGUUGGCGUGUGCGUAUUUGGUGAUGUGUGCGGGUGUGUCAGGUCAAAGGACGAUGUGCACACGCUGGUCGUGACGCACUGCGCAGACUUCAUCAAGACAACUCCCGCGGUCGCACAAAGCUGCAAAGUGCCCGAGAUUGCUGAGGUCUACAGACCAUCUUUCGGACCCUACGCGACGCUUUGCUGCAAGGACGACGAAAGCCGCAGGAUCUUCCACCACAUCAAGUACAUCAGGACGCCCGAUGGGAGGCAGAUUCGUGUCAUGCCCUUUGUGCCCCGUGAUGGGUGAGAAAGCCUGUGACAAUCGUUCAGUGAUGACAGCUUUGACCUUUUGUUGUAUGCAGGGAUGAUCGCAAGUGGGCUCCCACUGCCUCCACUGCAUCGCUGCCGCUGUUGUCGACCCUCAAGACGGCUUCCGAGGCCGCCAACUUCUUCUCAGCCGUCAUCCAUCCCCUGAUGAGACUAGCAGAGGCUGACAAGGACAAGGUCCCCGUGGUGGCCUUGCACGAGCACGCCGGUCGUCUCGCCAUCGGUGCGUGGACAGAGAUCGACACCUUCAAGCCCGACGAGCCCAGCACGCCAUCACAGGUGUCUCGAGACCCAUCGGCUUCCCUUGACGACUUGCCAGGGCAGGCCGCCACAGCAGGGCAGCAGACGGGGGUCUUCAGCGUUGAGUGGUGGUCGCGCGUGCUUGGGCAGCCUUCCAAUGCGAUGUGGCAGAAGAAGGGGGGUCAGGACGCAUCGACCAAUGGGGCACAGCCGGCUGCCGAGUCGUCGGAUGUCGACGAUAGCGGCGAGACUCCUGAUGAUGUGGCCGACACACAAGAGGAGGACAUACUUCGAGCCCUCUGUCAGAUCAUCGAUCGUAAGAGAGAAACACAGAAUCCACGGACCAUUUGACGUCUGACCGGCUGUCUGUGAUGCUGUCAGAGCGUGGCGGCCGUUCUGCGUUCACCGAUGGUCUGCAAAUGCUGGCGCAGCUCCCGGUCUUCCGCGAGCGAUUCGUCAUGCCGGCCGUCCGAUUCGGGUGGAUCGCCAGCGCCGGCAGCAAGCCUGAGCUGCGCAAACUCUACGAACGGCUGCGGAAGCUCAUCCGGCGCAGGGCAGACGUCUUCGAGGUGCAGGCCAUCGGCAACGCGCCAGCUGCCAACUUCAAAAUCAAGCUCGCCCAAGGUGCUGACCGGUACCUCUCGUCCGUCCGUGUGCGCGGGGGCUCCACUGUGGCGACGGCCAGUGGUGGAGUGGGCAGUCCGCCUGUUGCCACGGUGGCGGUGCUGGAGCUCGAGGGCAUGGGGUGCGAGCAGGCUCAGGAGCUGCUAAAGGGCCUCCUGACCUCCCCGUACGUCCUCAAGGUGGCCUACAACCUGCCCGCCAUCAUCAAGGCGCUCGAGCUGCCAGCUGCCGAGGCCCCCUCAUCCAUCCGCUUCUGCUGGGACCUGCAGCUAGCGUAUGACAUCGUUCACCUGACCCCUCUCGCGUCACUCAAUGACAUCCUCACAUGGCGACGCGACACACGACCGCCCGCCAUCUCGACAGAGCCCUCCAGCAAGGAGAGCGAGGCCGUGGUCUCGGGCUUCCUUCGCGCAGUGGACGAGCUGGCCGCCAUGACUUCGCCAGAGGAGAUGCGACUUAUCGGCCAGGCGUCCGACCGACGACUCGCCCGCAUGGUGGUGGAGGACGGCGGGGCCUCGGCAACUGCUGGCGAGACGCAGGUGGGCUUCGCCCCUCAGACCUACCAGAUGCGCUCGAUCGAGGUGCUGGACGUGACGUCGGCCGGCACAUCGGUGCCAUCGACGGUGCCAUCGACGGUGCCUGCCAGCCAGAGUGAGAAUGCGGGCUUGAAGGACUGGACAGACGUCGACACUCUGUUGGACCUGGUGCGCAAGAAACGAGCAAUGCCUCACGCCUGUCUGUCUGUGAACGUAUGCUGCAUUGUGUCAUGUGCGUCAGGUGCACGAGGACUUUUGGGAGGCAGGCGGCAUCCUCGAGGCCACCAGCAAUCGCAACAAGGGACCCACAGCAGCAGCGGCAUCAGGCAGCGGUGGUGGCAGUGCACCAUCCACGCACCACCUGUACCUUGUCGAGAUCGUCUUGUAUAUCGGGCAGCGGCCGUACGCCAUCACACGAUCGACCCCAAAGAAGAGGUACCUGGUGCCGACCCAGUCGAGUGUGGUCGAGAGGAAGCAUCUCGACUUUGCCGUCGACAAGCUGGGUGGCACAGACAACAUCGGGUAAGCAGACACGAAGACAGCUGUUUUCAUAUAGUGCAUGCUGUAUCCGUGCAGGCCCGACAAUCGUGCCAUCCUUCCUGGCUCUCUGCAUCGCAUCAGCGCUGUACGGAACAAGUCUGAGGGGCGCACGGUGAUCGGCCUGACCAUGAGGGUGAGCAGGGAGAAUUGGAAGAAAGUGAGAGCAGCCAUUCAUUCGUCGUGUGUCGGUCGGCAUCCCUCCAUCCGCAGGUUGGUCGUGCCAUGAAGGGCAACACCGACAUGAUCCAGGAUCUGCUCUUGUCGCCUGAGAGGGGUGUGGCAGCUGAAGAUGGCCUCUCCGUCCUUUUCCUUGGUAGGAGAGGUCUCUCUGUGUGGGCGUCAGGGCCCUGUGUGUUUAUUUACUGCAUGUAGGUGCCCCUGGCUGCGGCAAGACGACCAUCAUCCGCGAGGCCUCCCGAGUGCUCACUACUGGGGAUUUGCAAGUGUGCAUCGUCGACACCAGGUAGCGACCCACCAACAGCUGGCCGCCCAUCAGGUGUCAUGCAAUGACAUCUUUUUCUGUCAGCAAUGAGAUCUGUGGCGGUGGCGAUGAGCUGCAUCCCUCGGUUGGCGAGGCCAUCCGUCUGAUGGUGCCGUGCAUCCGCCAGCAGGACAGCGUGAUGAUUGAGGGGGUCCAGAACCACACAGUAAGUAAGGCGCAGAUAGGACAGGCCGAUAAGGGAAGAAAGCCAUCACUGUUUAGCUCUUCAUUGAUGCUCACGCCGUAGCCGGAAGUCAUCAUUGUGAGUAAGUGGCACGGUGAGUAAGUGGCACGGUGGACAGCACCGGCUCUAUCCGUUCCAUAAAUGACAUGACACACUGCGUGUGACAAUGGGCAGGUCGAUGCCGCACGCACCAUCGCCCAGCGGAAGGUCCGUCUUCUGGCAACGGCUCACGGCGACUUCGUGAGCCUCUCACGGAAUUCGGAGCUUCGGGGGCUGCUGGGAGGCUUUGAGUGAGGCCACCAUACAGACUCUUUUUGAGAAAGACGACGCUGCUCCUCCUCCUUUGUGUCGAUUGUGUGUGUGUGUGUGUGUGUGCAGGACGGUGACGGUGGGCGAUGCGCUGGCGUCGCGUUCGUCUGACGGCCGAAAAUCCAAAACUGAGGUACCUACGCACGGAGAGAGAAGACCUGUUUGCCACAAGCUAGGGUGUGUGUGUUGAUGCAGCGGAAAGGUAUGCCCCCGUUCGACACGGUGGUGGAGCUGCAGGUGGGUCAGUUCGACGAGUGGCGCAUCAUACUGGACGUCGCCAAGGCCGUCGACGCCAGGCUGCAGGUAUUGUACAUGUGCACACAUACAUUCGCACACACACACAGUGGACUGACUGGGUGAUGCCCGUCUCAUGCAGGGCAAGAAGUACUUAGUGCAGGUGCGUCGCCGGUGCCCGUCGACCGGCCGCGUGUUUGUGAGGUGGGAGGAGACGGCCAGCGAUGCAGGCGUCUUCGGAAGCCUGACGUGACCUCACUUAGAGCGAUGCGUCCGUGUGCGCCUGCCUUUUUUGCGGGCGUGACCAUGUGUGUGUACCAUGUGUGUGUUUUGAUCACACAGAGGCACCGCCAGCCAGCCACCAACUAGGUUUUGCCAUCUCUCUCUCUUCCCAGCUCUGCACUGACUGUGUAUGGGCGUAUGUGUUGGCCGUGCGUGGUGAGUACUUGGACGGGACACGUUGACAGACAGACAUGUUUAUGAUAUGGAUGGAUGGAUGUGUGCGUGAAGGUCGUUUGGUGGAUGGCAUCGUAUAUGAUGUUGCGUGUCGCACGCCACUAAUGCCGACUGAGACACCGAGCCAAAUCGAACAAGCCAAAUCGAACGAGCGUGUGAUG
This is a messenger RNA of Vitrella brassicaformis, 4966 nucleotides long. NCBI's taxonomy places the organism in Eukaryota, Vitrellaceae. The record is from the annotation of a GenBank genome assembly.